This is a messenger RNA of Gigantopelta aegis, 396 nucleotides long. RefSeq names its product histone H1-delta-like. The record is from RefSeq and is a predicted model, not a curated record. The transcript has a single exon. Gene Ontology annotation, molecular function: DNA binding; structural constituent of chromatin. The coding region runs from base 1 to 396 and encodes 131 amino acids. Gene Ontology annotation, biological process: nucleosome assembly. Gene Ontology annotation, cellular component: nucleosome. NCBI's taxonomy places the organism in Eukaryota, Metazoa, Mollusca, Gastropoda, Neomphalida, Peltospiridae.
AUGACGGAGUCUACUCAAGUUAAAACACCAAAAAAGAAAGUAUCCAAGCCUAAGAAGCCAGCGGAUCACCCAUCGUAUUUGUAUGGUGAAAGAUGCAGUCACCGCACUGAAGGAGAGGGGUGGCUCGUCCAGACAGGCACUUCUCAAGACGUCAUGGCCAACUACAAAGUUGGAGACAACCGAAGGCAAUCAAUGCCCGUCUCAAGACUGCUUGAAGAAUGGUGUUCAGAGGGAAUACUGAAACAGGCUAAAGGCACAGGUGCUGCAGGUUCUUUCGUCUCGGCGAGAAGAAAGCAGAAAAGAAACCUGCUGCCAAGAAGACUGUUUGAGAAGCCAAAGAAGGUUAAAACUCCAUCAAGAAGGCAACCAAGAAUCGGCAGGAGACAAGAAAGCUAA